UUAUUUUUUUUGCUCAACUUGAUAAUUUUGAUAAGUUUUUUUGCAAUUUUCCAUUCCAAAAUUUGUUUUAAAAGUUUAAUUAAUCCAAUUUUAAGACAUAUGUGUUGUUAAAAUUGAUUAUUUCAAGAAACUACAUCUCUUCGAAGGCAUUUACAUCUUCUCCUGCCAAAAUGAACUUAGCUCCAUUGCUGAGGGAGCUCCCACAUCGAGCUCGAUUCGUACCGCUUUCUCGUAACUAUGCCCCAAAGUCCAGACGAAUGAAGCCUGCAGAAGAAAAAGAUGCUAGUAUACCGAAAAACACCCUAGAACAGCACAUCUCAGCUCACCGUCAAAAAGGUAACGGAUUACCAUACGACAGCAAACCAUUUAAAAUGUAUCUAGAAGCCGGAAAAACGUACACUUGGUGUUUAUGCGGACAAGGUCACACUCAGCCCUUAUGCGACGGUACCCAUAAAUUCUAUCUUUGGGAUAUAAAACUCCGCCCAGUACGUUUCUCCGUAUCCGAAUCGAAAGAAUACUACCUGUGUUGUUGUAAACAGACGAAAAAUCGUCCUUUCUGCGACGGUUCCCAUAGAUCACCCGAUGUCAUAGAAGCUUGCAAAAAUAAAUUCACUUGUACCGGUUAAGGGGUUAAUUUUGUACAAUAUCGUGUACAUAGUUAGAAAUUAAACAAUUUUCGUUAUUUUAAUAA
Molecule: messenger RNA, 691 nt
Organism: Planococcus citri (citrus mealybug)
Lineage: Eukaryota; Metazoa; Arthropoda; Insecta; Hemiptera; Pseudococcidae
Product: CDGSH iron-sulfur domain-containing protein 3, mitochondrial
Exons: 3
Coding region: 171-626 (151 amino acids)
Cellular component (GO): mitochondrion
Molecular function (GO): 2 iron, 2 sulfur cluster binding
Source: RefSeq, a predicted model, not a curated record